AAAAACAACCCUUUUUAUUGCCACGCCGCGGAUUUAUUGACAAGAUGCCGCCGUUGCCAACGAAUAAUACUCGGCACUGACCUCUUAACACUACACCUCGAAAUAUAUACCGGCGAAAAUAAUUAAAAGUUAAAUAUAAAUAUUUACUACUAGCAUUCAAUAGUGACGUGUACAUUCUGACAUCUUACAGUACAAGAAAACAAAGGUUUGCACCAAUAUGAUUUCGGACGUCCAACUGGCUAUUUUCUCGAAUGUUUUGGGAGUCUUCUUAUUCCUUUUGGUGGUUUUGUAUCAUUACAUCAACGCAAAUUCCAGCAAUAAAUCCGUUUCCAAAAACAAAUAGAUUUAAGUUUUUGUGCACUGUAUUUUAUAGCCAAUAAAGAAAACCUAUUUCAUGAUGUAACGAACAAA
This is a messenger RNA of Stomoxys calcitrans (stable fly), 411 nucleotides long. RefSeq names its product dolichyl-diphosphooligosaccharide--protein glycosyltransferase subunit 4. The transcript is spliced from 3 exons. The record is from RefSeq and is a predicted model, not a curated record. The coding region runs from base 218 to 343 and encodes 41 amino acids. Gene Ontology annotation, cellular component: oligosaccharyltransferase complex. NCBI's taxonomy places the organism in Eukaryota, Metazoa, Arthropoda, Insecta, Diptera, Muscidae.